AUGGCGGCUGACAGCCUCUUCCUCCAGUCCGCGCUCUUCAACUUCCAGUCGCUCCUCCUCGUCCUCCUCCUCUUGAUCUGCACAUGCACCUACGUGCGCGGUGCGGCCCCGGGACUCGUAGACAGGAACAGGGAAGGAUUCACCGGUCUCUUUUACAAGUUUGCAAGGAUAGGCGAACGUCUCUCGCCAUACGUAUCGCUUGCGUGUAUCAUCAUGGGAGUCAUGAUGCUCACCGGCAACUAA
Molecule: messenger RNA, 243 nt
Organism: Apiotrichum porosum
Lineage: Eukaryota; Fungi; Basidiomycota; Tremellomycetes; Trichosporonales; Trichosporonaceae
Exons: 3
Coding region: 1-243 (80 amino acids)
Biological process (GO): intracellular transport; protein secretion
Source: RefSeq, a predicted model, not a curated record